Molecule: messenger RNA, 8215 nt
Organism: Mus musculus (house mouse)
Lineage: Eukaryota; Metazoa; Chordata; Mammalia; Rodentia; Muridae
Gene: Per1
Product: period circadian clock 1
Exons: 22
Coding region: 3758-7621 (1287 amino acids)
Biological process (GO): circadian rhythm; regulation of hair cycle; circadian regulation of gene expression
Cellular component (GO): cytoplasm; cytosol; nucleus
Molecular function (GO): ubiquitin protein ligase binding; RNA polymerase II cis-regulatory region sequence-specific DNA binding; E-box binding
Source: RefSeq, a predicted model, not a curated record
GUGUGUGUGAGGGAUCAUGCAAAUGUGAAUUAGCUGCAGAACAAAUGCCUAAUGGUUGUGGAGAAAGAGACCACAAGUUCAACUCUAGGGGAACAUGAAUGAGAGUUACCAGCAACAGAUCUCUCACCACUCUAGGGUCCCUGGACACUAAUGCCUAGCGCAGGGUGCUCAGAAGCCCCUAGCCAUCCGAGGGAGCCGAAGCGCCUGCGAUAUGACCCCUGAGAGCUGGUUAUGGUUUGGGGUAGGCUCCCUAAACACUUGGAAGAGACCGCCCCGGUAGGGCGGGCGGGAACGUAGUUUGGUGAUCUGAGAAAGGCUGGUGUGUUGAUUUGACCGAAAGGCUGUCUCAUCACGACUAUAGGUGGUAUCGUGGCCUCAGGGACAUGCUCGAAAAUAGGAAUGGGCUAGUAAUUUGUUGGAUUCUGAAAGGGAGGAUAAGGUGGAGGGUUUCUGUACACCGUUUCGUCUACUCUUCUUAAGCUGCUAGAGGUGGAGUUACCAAAGGACUGCUCUGGUGUCUAGACGUUCGGUCGGGCAGAGGUGAGGGAGGAGAGGGAGGAAGUGAGAUUCUUAGGAAAGCAGUGUGCCUGCAGGCUUCUCGAGUGAUCUCGGGUUUUGAGCAUAGAAACGAACCAUGAUGGUGCGCACGGAGCACAAACAAUGCCUUGAGAUCAGGCUAAGGGGAGAGAAGGAGACGGAAUUGGAUAUAGCCUGUAUUCUAGGCACCAAGCUUAGAAACAGGGGAAUACUCCCCCCGCAGUCCUACGGUGCUGGAAUGCAGUGUAGAGGUUUGGUAACACUUUACAGGGUCCCUAAGCCAGCAGGACAAGCCAUCAUUAGGGCUUGAACCUUGGGCUCCAUUAUUAGGAAGCUGAGAAUGAAGCAGACAAUUAAGGCAAGUUUAGUAACUACCUACUAAGUCUUAGUUUUUCCUUAUGACAUCAGGGUGAUACUUACCUUCAGUUGUUUGGGGGCUUACAUGAGAACAAUAUGUGUAAAGUUCUUAGCACAGCGCUUGGAUCAUUUACAAACACAAACUAUAAGGUAACAAAAGAAUAGCGAUAGAGUUGGGGAUUUAUGUGCAUGCUGUGGCCAGAGAGCAAUCUCCAUCUUCUGUUUUUCUGCAAGUUUUGAUGACUCCUCUUUUCCCUCUCCCUGAUUUUUUUUUUUUUUUUUUUUUUUUUUUUGGUCUUCGGGCACCAGCCCAAAUUCCAUCAUUCCUCCCUGUAUUCCUCUCCCAAGAUCUGGGCCCCAGACUGAGGCAAUUUGCUGUGUCCCAGUUUGACUUCAUCUUAAAUCCAUUCUCUCUGACCACCCCCCCCCCCCCCACCUAUUCUGUGCUGUAAUAGUAACUAGAAAGUCUGCCUCUAAAGAGGGGCCCCAGGGAAGGAGCAAAGGUGCGUUCUCUCUCAGAACCUAGGCCUCCAAUUUACCCGCCCUAGCUCUUUGGUACCUGGCCAGCAACCGUGUACAGUCUGGUGACGGGGAAAAGCCAAUGCCAGGAGUUUUAAGACCCAGCUGAGGGAGGGUAAAAGUAGGUCCCGCAAAGAGAACCAGGCAUGGGGGCGGGGGAGGGGGACCCCCUUCCUCCUAACUGUCUCUCCAGGAAUUUUUGGCUUUUGUACAGGACCGCUGUCGUUGGGUUGGGGGAGGCGCCAAGGCUGUGUGCAUGUCCUGGGCCAUCAGCCAAGAGAACACGAUGUUCCCUAGUGCGCUGGCCGCCGCCCUCUGGGGCUGGCCGCCUCCCAAACCGCUGCCUCUCCAGCCUCCCUGCCCCACAUUCCCCAGCUGCCUCGCCCCGCCUCCUGCCUCCGCUUUGACGUCACCUCCCUCUCCUGCCCCCGCUUCUCCAUUGACGGCAGCAGAGCCUGGUUACUGUGGGGGACUGAUGAGGCCCGACAGCCUGGGCCUUGGGAUCAGGUUGGGGCUGUUUGGAGUGCUGAAACCUUUUGUCUGUGUAAAUGACAGAUAGGGAAGUGGGCGAGCAAUGGCUGCUUGGGUCAGAGGAAUCACACCUAAAUCCUUGAGAGCUGUGGAAAGAGAAAGGGGUCUGGAAAAAAAAAAAAGGACAGCACACGGUCACAACGCAGUACGAGGGGGCAGGAGAGCAGCAUCAUUUUCAGGAGGAGGAAGCUGAGCACUCAGCCUCCCGUGUCUUUUGUUUUCUGUGUUUCCCUGCUUCUGUUUUUCUGGGUUAUUUUAUAACAGGUCUGUGUCCCAGCAUUUCUAUAGAACCUUGUCUCGCCCGCCUCCUCUAAGGGAAACACCAUUGUUAAGGAAAGCUUUAGCCACGUGACAGUGAGGGGCGUGCACUUAACAGCUGAUUAUGUCAGCCGCUGCGUGUUGGCCUCUUCACUUGCCACCUACGUUUGCAGGGAAGCCUGAGAACUACUCAGCCCAGGCCUAGGGAAGGGGACUCUGUCACUGUAGCUCUCCUGGACCCAGACUGGCAUGUUGUCCCCCCCUCCCCAAAAUCGAGUCUCUAUUCUCUUUUUAUGAAUCAAUGCUCUACUUUUCUUUUGAAAACAUAAUUUGUUGCCUCCUCUCCUGAGGCUCUCUCUCCCCUACCUAUCCUUAAUAGAAACAGAGCCAUCCUGUUUACCGAGCAUCUACUGUCAGUCCUGACGCUGAGACGUACUUACCUUACUGCUGAGAAUACAGUAAAUGAGACAGAUGGGCUUGCUGCUGGGUUCAUGAACCUUGGCUUUUGUAUUCUAAGCAGCAGGAAUAAAAAGCCCAAUAAAAAGCCCUUGCCACCCAGCCACCCAUCCUUUUUCUGCCUACUGCUGCAACUGCCCUCUCUGCUGCCCCUUUUGUAGUACUGGCUUCCUGGUCCCCACUUUUGGGGCAGCCCUAAAUGUGGGUGGCUGCAUCCUCUGCAGAGGCAGCACUAGUCACCAAGUAGGCUUCCUGGAGACCUUUUCUCUGAUUGGCUAGUGAAGCACCUGCUUUUGUUUCCUUUCACAGUAGCCAUUGGCUUUCCCUGUCCUUUCCGUUUGUCCGUAUCCUUCCAUCACCCACUCACCCCUUAACGACACGUGGGCCCUCAAUUGCCCUUCUCUCAGGAUCUGAAGGGUCAGAGGAAAGGGUUGGAUUCUUUAUAACAAGGCUGGGGAGAGGCCAGGGAAUGUCAGUCUAGGUUUUUCUCUCUCCCACUUCCCUUGGGUAGCAGACAUUUCAUUCACCCGGCACCAGGACAGGUGUCUUGUUCUGCCAAGCUGGUCAGUUUAGGAAGUAGGUUUCUCUUGAGCACUUCCUGUGGCCCAGGUAUCCUCCCUGAAAAGGGGUAGUUUCCCUCCCUCACUUCCCUUUCAUUAUUGACGGUGUGAGACAUCCUGAUCGCAUUGGCUGACUGAGCGGUGUCUGAGGCCCUUCAGCCCAGCACCAGCACCCAAGUCCACGUGCAGGGAUGUGUGUGACACAGCCCUGACCUCAGUGGGGGCCAGUAGCCAAUCAGAUGCCAGGAAGAGAUCCUUAGCCAACCGGGGGCGGGGCCUGCGGCUCUUCGGGCAGAAGGCCAAUGAGGGGCAGGGCCUGGCAUUAUGCAACCCGCCUCCCAGCCUCGCGGAGCUUCUGGGUUGCGGGCCGAAACGGCAAGCGGAUGGAGGGCGCUCGAACGGCCAGGUGUCGUGAUUAAAUUAGUCAGCCCUCAGAGACAGGCGUCCUACCUCCUUUAUCCAGACCUCAAAAGCCCCGUUGUGCACCCGUGGUGGCUUCUUCACCUUCCCUGUUUCGUCCUCCACUGUAUGGCCCAGACAUGAGUGGUCCCCUAGAAGGGGCCGAUGGGGGAGGAGACCCCAGGCCCGGAGAACCUUUUUGUCCUGGAGGAGUCCCAUCCCCUGGGGCCCCGCAGCACCGGCCUUGUCCAGGCCCCAGCCUGGCUGAUGACACUGAUGCAAACAGCAAUGGCUCAAGUGGCAAUGAGUCCAACGGACCCGAGUCCAGGGGCGCAUCUCAGCGGAGUUCUCAUAGUUCCUCUUCUGGCAAUGGCAAGGACUCAGCUCUGCUGGAGACCACUGAGAGCAGCAAGAGUACAAACUCACAGAGCCCAUCCCCACCCAGCAGCUCCAUUGCCUACAGCCUCCUGAGUGCGAGCUCAGAGCAGGACAACCCAUCUACCAGUGGCUGCAGCAGUGAACAGUCAGCUCGAGCCAGGACCCAGAAAGAACUCAUGACUGCACUUCGGGAGCUCAAACUUCGACUGCCACCAGAGCGUCGGGGCAAGGGCCGCUCUGGGACCUUGGCCACACUGCAGUACGCUCUGGCCUGUGUCAAGCAGGUUCAGGCUAACCAGGAAUAUUACCAGCAGUGGAGUCUGGAGGAGGGUGAGCCUUGUGCCAUGGACAUGUCUACUUACACCCUGGAGGAAUUGGAGCAUAUCACAUCCGAAUACACACUUCGAAACCAGGACACCUUCUCUGUGGCUGUGUCCUUCCUGACAGGCCGGAUUGUCUAUAUUUCGGAGCAGGCAGGUGUCCUGCUGCGUUGCAAACGGGAUGUGUUUCGGGGUGCCCGCUUCUCAGAGCUCCUGGCUCCCCAGGAUGUGGGUGUCUUCUAUGGCUCUACUACACCAUCUCGACUGCCCACCUGGGGCACUGGCACCUCUGCAGGUUCAGGUCUCAAGGACUUCACCCAGGAAAAGUCUGUCUUCUGCCGAAUCAGAGGAGGUCCUGACCGGGAUCCAGGGCCUCGGUACCAGCCAUUCCGCCUAACCCCAUAUGUGACCAAGAUUCGGGUCUCAGAUGGAGCCCCUGCACAGCCGUGCUGCCUACUCAUUGCCGAGCGCAUCCACUCUGGUUAUGAAGCUCCCCGGAUCCCUCCUGACAAGAGGAUCUUCACCACCCGACACACACCAAGCUGCCUCUUCCAGGAUGUAGAUGAAAGGGCUGCCCCACUGCUGGGUUACCUUCCCCAGGAUCUCCUGGGGGCUCCAGUACUUCUCUUUCUACAUCCUGAGGACCGACCCCUCAUGCUGGCCAUUCAUAAGAAGAUACUGCAGCUGGCAGGCCAGCCCUUUGACCAUUCCCCUAUUCGCUUCUGUGCUCGGAACGGGGAAUAUGUCACCAUGGACACCAGCUGGGCCGGUUUUGUGCACCCCUGGAGCCGCAAGGUGGCUUUCGUGUUGGGUCGCCAUAAAGUGCGCACGGCACCCCUGAAUGAGGACGUCUUCACUCCCCCAGCCCCCAGCCCAGCUCCGUCCCUGGACUCUGAUAUCCAGGAGCUCUCAGAGCAGAUCCAUCGAUUGCUGCUGCAGCCUGUGCACAGCUCCAGCCCCACGGGGCUCUGUGGAGUUGGCCCUCUGAUGUCCCCUGGUCCUCUACACAGCCCUGGCUCCUCCAGUGAUAGCAAUGGGGGGGACGCUGAGGGGCCUGGGCCUCCUGCUCCAGUGAGUAACGGCUUCCACGGCGCCUUUCCUGUUGUCCAUUCCAUUGUGCAUCAUCAUUGCCAGUCCCUCGUGCUACUCCCACCCAGCCUCCUUGCUACAGGUACAUUCAAAGCCAAAGUCCUUCCCUGCCAGUCCCCAAACCCCGAACUGGAGGUGGCCCCAGUUCCUGACCAAGCCUCGUUAGCCUUGGCCCCUGAGGAGCCAGAGAGGAAAGAAACCUCUGGCUGUUCCUACCAGCAGAUCAACUGCCUGGACAGCAUCCUCAGGUAUUUGGAGAGCUGCAACAUUCCCAGUACAACCAAGCGUAAAUGUGCCUCCUCCUCCUCCUACACUGCCUCUUCAGCCUCUGAUGAUGACAAGCAGAGGGCAGGUCCAGUUCCUGUGGGGGCCAAGAAAGAUCCGUCGUCAGCAAUGCUGUCUGGGGAGGGGGCAACUCCUCGGAAGGAGCCAGUGGUGGGAGGCACCCUGAGCCCGCUCGCCCUGGCCAAUAAGGCAGAGAGCGUGGUGUCCGUCACCAGUCAGUGUAGCUUCAGCUCCACCAUCGUCCAUGUGGGAGACAAGAAGCCCCCGGAGUCGGACAUCAUCAUGAUGGAAGACCUGCCUGGCCUGGCCCCUGGCCCAGCCCCCAGUCCGGCCCCCAGCCCCACAGUAGCCCCUGACCCAACCCCAGAUGCUUAUCGCCCAGUGGGUCUGACCAAGGCCGUGCUGUCCCUGCACACACAGAAGGAAGAGCAAGCCUUCCUCAACCGCUUCAGAGAUCUUGGCAGGCUUCGUGGACUUGACACCUCUUCUGUGGCCCCCUCAGCCCCUGGCUGCCACCAUGGCCCCAUUCCCCCUGGUCGCCGACACCACUGCCGAUCUAAAGCAAAGCGUUCCCGCCACCACCACCACCAGACCCCCCGGCCCGAAACUCCCUGCUAUGUCUCCCAUCCUUCACCUGUGCCCUCUUCUGGACCCUGGCCACCCCCACCAGCCACGACCCCCUUCCCAGCAAUGGUCCAGCCCUACCCACUCCCAGUAUUCUCCCCUCGAGGAGGACCCCAGCCCCUUCCCCCUGCCCCUACAUCUGUGUCCCCUGCUACCUUCCCUUCUCCCUUAGUGACCCCAAUGGUGGCCUUGGUGCUCCCUAACUAUCUAUUCCCUACCCCACCUAGUUAUCCAUAUGGGGUGUCCCAGGCCCCUGUUGAGGGGCCACCCACGCCUGCUUCCCACUCGCCCUCUCCAUCCCUGCCCCCACCACCUCUCAGCCCCCCCCACCGCCCAGACUCCCCACUGUUCAACUCGAGAUGCAGCUCCCCACUCCAGCUCAAUCUGCUGCAGCUUGAGGAGUCCCCCCGCACGGAGGGGGGCGCUGCUGCAGGAGGCCCAGGAAGCAGUGCUGGGCCCCUGCCUCCCAGUGAGGAGACUGCUGAGCCAGAGGCCAGAUUGGUGGAGGUUACUGAGUCGUCCAAUCAGGAUGCACUUUCAGGCUCCAGCGACCUGCUGGAGCUACUGCUCCAAGAAGACUCUCGCUCGGGCACAGGCUCCGCAGCCUCAGGCUCCCUGGGCUCUGGCCUGGGCUCUGGGUCUGGUUCAGGAUCCCACGAAGGGGGAAGCACCUCAGCCAGCAUCACCCGCAGCAGUCAGAGCAGCCAUACAAGCAAGUACUUUGGCAGCAUCGACUCUUCCGAGGCUGAAGCUGGGGCUGCUCGGGCCAGGACUGAGCCUGGGGACCAGGUCAUUAAGUGUGUGCUCCAGGACCCCAUCUGGCUGCUCAUGGCCAAUGCCGACCAGCGUGUCAUGAUGACAUACCAGGUGCCGUCCAGGGAUGCAGCCUCUGUGCUGAAGCAAGACCGGGAGAGGCUCCGGGCCAUGCAGAAACAGCAGCCACGGUUCUCAGAGGACCAGAGGCGGGAACUGGGUGCUGUGCACUCCUGGGUCCGGAAGGGCCAGCUGCCUCGGGCCCUUGAUGUGACGGCGUGUGUGGACUGUGGCAGCAGCGUUCAAGAUCCUGGCCACUCUGAUGACCCCCUCUUCUCAGAACUGGAUGGAUUGGGGCUGGAGCCCAUGGAAGAGGGUGGAGGCGAGGGUGGUGGGUGUGGUGUUGGCGGUGGUGGGGGUGAUGGUGGUGAGGAGGCCCAGACCCAAAUUGGGGCUAAGGGUUCAAGCUCUCAGGACUCUGCCAUGGAGGAAGAAGAGCAAGGUGGGGGCUCAUCCAGCCCAGCUUUACCUGCAGAAGAAAACAGCACCAGCUAGACUCCAUUUUGGGGCCGCUUACAGCAGUCUAAUGAGAGGCUUCCUUUCGACCAUGUUGGGGUUCUUAUAACUCAAGAUACAGCUGGACCAACCAAUAGGAAACUGCCCCAGCUUCUCCCAACAUAGGGGGCUGGACCCCCAUUACCAGCCCAGGCACAGGAGCUGCCUCUAGCUUCUUAGCAGAGUGGAAGUUCUCAGCCCCAUUUGGAGGAUUGUCCACGCCCGUCCCACUGAGGAGACGGGCGGGUCUUCGGUUAAGGUUGCUGACAAGCUGCUGAAGUGGUCUGUCCAAAUCCCAGCUGAGCCUGAGUCCCAGUCGCAGGGUUGGGGCUGCACUUAUUUAUUUGGGAGAGACAGCUCACUCUCCCACCUCACCCCAAGAUGGGAGGAGGGGAACCUGGGAUCUGUGUAGGAUCCAGGUCCGUGAACCCCUAGCUGCUCCAGGGUGGGGGAGGUUGGUGGACCAUGGAGUCCCUGGUGCUGCCCCUCAGGUGGGACCCAGGUGUUCUCAGCUCUACCCUCUACCAAUGACAUUUGUGUUUUUGAUAUUGUGUCUGUUAUUUUUUUUUUAAUACAAAAUGACAAAAUGAAAAA